AUGGAAGUUUUUGCGAUGAAGAAUAAUUUUGAUUACAUUGUUGUCAAGUCGACGAGGAAGUGGUGGUAUAUUCGAUGUAAGGAUGCAUUGUGCAACUGGAGUGUUCGGGCAGAAAGUAUGGAAGGGUCUACAUAUUUCAUGAUCAAUAAGUGUGAGGGAAGACAUUCUUGUGCCCCUUCGAGUAAAACCAUAUUUGGAAAAACCGCAUCGGCAAGAACAAUUGGGAGUCUGAUUCAACAUCAAUUUGAUGAUGCUAACGAUGGUCCAAAGGCAAAUGACAUCAUCAAAUUUAUGCGGAUGGAGCAUGGUAUUGAGAUUACCUAUUGGCACGCUUGGGAAGCUCGCGAAUUUGCAGUUGAUGCUGCAAGAGGUAUACCAGAUCACAGUUACGCUAAAAUACCAAAAUAUUUGCAUAUGAUUAAAGAAGCUAAUCAUGGUACACAUACUGACUAUGAAACCGAUGGGCAAGGGAGAUUCAAGUAUCUUUUUUUGUCCUUUGGACAAUCAGUAAGAGGAUUCUACAAUGCAAUGCGAAGGGUGAUUGUUGUUGAUGGAACUUUUCUGAAAAAUAAAUAUAGAGGAGUUCUACUUGUUGCUACUGCUGUGGAUGGUAACUCUAAUUUGUAUCCGAUUGGAUUUGGAGUGGUAGAUUCAGAGAAUGAAGAUUCAUGGGAGUGGUUCUUCAGACAGCUGAAAGUUGUCAUACCUGAUAGUAAAGACUUGGCUUUUAUCUCAGAUAGAAAUGCGUCAAUUGCUAAAGGUAUUGGGACUGUCUACCCUCAAUCAAAACAUGGAAUUUGCAUUCACCACUUGUUGACCAAUGUGGUAGCAAAUUUCAAGACAAAAGGGUUGACUGCCUUGGUUGAGAAGGCUUCGCGAACAUAUAGGUACCCUGAAUUUCAGGCUCGGAUCACUAAAAUUUUUGAUAUCAGUCCUGAGCUUGGAAGAUAUCUACGGGAGGCUGAUGUGCGAAAAUGGGCUCGUUCUAUUUUCCCUGGAGACAGGUAUGACAUCAGGACCACAAAUGCUGCAGAGUCGAUAAAUUCUGUUCUGAGAACACCUAGAGAAUAUCCAGUUAUUCCUUUGCUUGAUCGUAUAAGAGAACUGAUGACUCGAUGGUUCUACGAGCGUCGCGAGUUGAGCUCGAAGCAUCUUGAUCCUUUAACGAUUAAGGUGGAGAAAAAGAUUGAUAGGAGAAUAGUGAAAGCAAAAGGAUUUCAGGUGUACAAGGUUGACAACUUCAGGUCGCAUGUGAAAGGAGACAUAUAUGAUUGUAAUGUUGACUUGGAAAGAAGAACAUGCACAUGUGGGAAGUUCAAUAUAGGAAAAAUACCUUGUCGACACGCCAUUCCUGCGAUUUAUUCACGAGGAAUGGAAGUACACAGAUUUACAGAUGACUUGUACAACACUUCAACGUGGAGAACUGCAUAUGCUGAAAGCAUAAAUCCAAUAGCAGUUCCACAGUCUGAUUGGAUUGUACCAGAUGCAGUAAAUCUUGCCAAGGUUUUACCACCGGAGUCAAGAAAGAGUGCUGGUCGACCAGUUAAGAGAAGGUAUGAAGGUGUUGAAGACAAGAUAAAAUCUUCUCAAGGAUCAAGAAAGAAUAAAAAGCACAAGUGCAGCCGUUGUGGUACUGAAGGACACAAGAGAGGAACUUGCGAUUUACCCAUCUAG
Raphanus sativus (radish) is the source of this 1674-nucleotide messenger RNA. RefSeq lists its product as uncharacterized. Gene Ontology annotation, molecular function: zinc ion binding. The record is from RefSeq and is a predicted model, not a curated record. Bases 1 to 1674 code for a protein of 557 amino acids. The transcript is spliced from 2 exons. Lineage: Eukaryota; Viridiplantae; Streptophyta; Magnoliopsida; Brassicales; Brassicaceae.